AUGGGUGUUUUGGUGUCCUGCCAAACUACACCCCCAGAACUACCACAGGCCAACCCUGCUAUGGAAAAAGACGAUUUAAUAAGACAUUUUCAACAAGGUUAUUCCAAUAAUGAAAUAGCUGUCUUUCUGGCUCUACAUCAUGGAAUUGUUUUGUGUGUACGCACAAUCAAACGAAUAUUAAAAAGACUAAAUUUAAAAAGAGCGAGUAAAAGGAAUCAUUCAUCGGUGGAGUCAAUCAUACGCGCUAUUUUGCGAGAACUGGAUAGUUCAUCCGGAUCAUUUUUGGGCUACAGGCUAUUAACACAAUGCCCGAGACGAAAAUACAAUUUGAAUGUGACUGAAGACAUUGUUAUGACCUAUAUUCGUUUUAUUGAUCCA
Paramuricea clavata is the source of this 378-nucleotide messenger RNA. The record is from the annotation of a GenBank genome assembly. Lineage: Eukaryota; Metazoa; Cnidaria; Anthozoa; Malacalcyonacea; Plexauridae.